Molecule: messenger RNA, 2286 nt
Organism: Brienomyrus brachyistius
Lineage: Eukaryota; Metazoa; Chordata; Actinopteri; Osteoglossiformes; Mormyridae
Gene: slc23a3
Product: solute carrier family 23 member 3
Exons: 12
Coding region: 146-2023 (625 amino acids)
Biological process (GO): transmembrane transport
Cellular component (GO): membrane
Molecular function (GO): transmembrane transporter activity
Source: RefSeq, a predicted model, not a curated record
GGGGAAGGAAGGAAGGAGAAUCUUUGCUGGUUAGAGGGACACUCCAAGGGUGGCAGACGGAGGAGCCGGGCCUCCACUCUGCGGCACGAGAAGGGGGAGCGAGUCAGGAAGGAAUCCCAGGGACUAGAGGACGAGGGAGAGCAGCAUGUGCACGAGGGAAUCUGGUCUCCAGGAAGAUCCCGAGGAUCCUGGUAGAGGGAAGAGGGCCUGUGUGCUCAGAGUGGACCGAGUCCCACCGUGCCUCCUCACCCUGUGCCUGGCCCUGCAGCAUGUGCUGGUCCAGUCCUCCAUGCUGGUCCUGACUCUGGGGCUCCUGCAACAGCAGCUUUGGCUGCCGGAAGGCGACAGGCAGAGGCUGCUGGCCUCCAGCUUCUUUCACUCCAGUGUCUCCACGCUGCUGCAGGCUUGGCUGGGCACACGCUUGCCAUUGAUCCAGACGCCGUCCUUAGAGUUUAUUAUCUCUGCCCUUGUCCUGACUUCCAAGCCUUUAACAGACGUGCAUCUGAACUUGUCCACAUCGGUCUGCAUGAGCGCCUGCGAGGAGCAGCCCUCAGUAGUGACAGGCCCCCUGAGAGAGCUCCAAGGUAUGGGCCUUACAAGCGGGCUGGUCCAGCUGGCUCUGGGUGCCAGUGGACUGAGCUCUCUGGUGCUCCGUCACUGUGGACCACUGGUUCUGGCCCCGCUCUUCUGCGUGAUUGGCUUUUCCGUCCACAGGGAGGCAGCUCUGCUCUGUUCCGACCACUGGGGCAUUGCUGCUCUGGUAAUUGUGCUCAUCGUCAUCCUGUCUCAGCACUUGCGCCUCUGUUCACUCCCGGCCAUCCUGGGGGCAACACGACACCCUGUCUGCAGAAUGGUCUCAGUACUUGUGCCGCUGCUGAGCAUGUGGGCGGUGAGCACAGCACUUCAGCGCCUGGGCUACUUCCACCCUCGCCAGGCCUGCGAGCUCCUGUCCACACUGCACUUCCAGAACACUUCCAACAAAAUCUCCAGGAUCACUUUAAAUACCUCAGACAGCCUCUCUUGGAUUAACCUGAACAGCACCUCAGUCUUGCCAUGCAUUACCCGGAACACAUCCCACAGUGCAUCCUGGUUCAGCUUUCCUCUUCUAGGAACAAUGAGGCUCCCCCUGCUGUCAGCACAGGGAGUUGCAGCAGGUGUUGCGGCUGCCCUCUCAUCAUUAAUCAGCUCUUUGGGUGUCUACCUGUUAACCGCGAGGCUCCUUGGAACCUGUCCCCCGCCGCCUGCUGCAUGUAACCGUGGGCUUUGUGCUGAGGGUCUUGGCAGCAUGAGUGCCGCCCUGCUGGGGGGACCGGUCGGCCUCAGCAGCAGUGUGCCCAAUGCCUGCACGUUGGGACUCAGCCAGUGUGGAUCUCGGCGCACUGUCCAGCUGGCAGCCAUAAUGGGACUGAUCGUGGGGGUAUCCCCACAAUUAACUCAGCUGCUCACCUCGUUUCCCCUUGCCAUUCAUGGUGCGGUCCUCAGUGUGACCUACACGGUCGCCGUGGGGACAGGUGUCACCUACUUCCAGUACACACACAUGGACUCCGCUCGCAACAUUUUCAACAUUGGCUUCGCUGUUUUUAUGUCCUUGCUACUACCUCGCUGGUUCAACUUCCACAAAACCUUUGUCCUCACAGGCGUGGCCAGUCUUGAUGUGCUGUUCAUCUCCCUUCUGACCCUACCAGUGUUCAUUGUGGGUCUUUUAGCUUUCUUCCUGGACAACACCGUGUCAGGAUCACUGUCAGAAAGGGGGCUGUCUUCCAGCACGAGAAGGAAAAGGAGAUUGGAUGAUAAAACACUGGAUCAUUCACUGGAACACACUGGGAUCUAUGACCCCCCCUACCUCGUGCAGAGAGUUCUGGACCUUCCUGGAUUCCGCAUUAUCCCUUUCUCUGCCUGCAGGACACAGGCUAACAAGAAUGUGGAAAUUCCCUUGCAGGAAACCUCUGAUUUGCUGAACAGCUUUGAAGAAACCCAGAUUACUGGGGCAAUGGACACGCAUCCACAUCAUCCGGAAUUUUAGCUCUGCACUGGUAUAAAUGUCUGUGUGUGUGUGUGUGAGAGAGAGAGAUAAGUAUUUGGAGAGAAGUAAUGGUACUUUUUCUACUGAACCAACUGGAAAAACUACAAGGUGAUCAGAAUAAUUUUUUAAGAAAACAGAAAUGUUCAUAUGUGAUACUCAAACACUGAGCAUGCAGGUUUGAUGGCAACUAUGCCUCAAAGUACAAGAAGUAAGAAUAAAGAGACUUAACACUAUAAUGCAAAAAAAUAGGCUGCAUUAACAUG